Messenger RNA from Exophiala bonariae, 708 nucleotides. RefSeq lists its product as uncharacterized. The record is from RefSeq and is a predicted model, not a curated record. The coding region runs from base 1 to 708 and encodes 235 amino acids. Lineage: Eukaryota; Fungi; Ascomycota; Eurotiomycetes; Chaetothyriales; Herpotrichiellaceae. The transcript has a single exon.
AUGGCCACCCACGUCCCAGGCCAUACUACCAUCGAAUCAAAGCCAUAUCCUUGGCCGUACAACACGGACUUAGGUCCAACGACUACUGCCUUGAUUAUCGUGGAUAUGCAAAUGGACUUUUGCUCUCCAGGAGGAUACCUAGACUCCCAAGGCCUUUCAAUUGAAGCAACGAGAGCUAUCAUACCCAAUAUUCAUUCGCUGCUUUAUGCUUUCAGGUCCCACGGAUUUCCUAUCUAUCAUACACGAGAAGGUCAUCGCUCCGAUCUGUCAACGUUAUCUACUCGCGAACAAAAGCGCAGUCGUAAUAACCCCAGUGGUAUUGGAAUUGGAGAUCAAGGUCCACUAGGUCGUCUGUUGGUUCGUGGGGAGCAAGGACAUGAGAUCAUUCCUGAGCUAUCACCAGUCUCCGGAGAACCUAUCAUUGACAAACCCGGCAGAAGUGCGUUCCAGCAUACCGACCUCAAAUUACUUCUGGACAAUCGCGGUGUCAAGAACUUGAUACUAUGUGGUGUGACGACCGAUGUCUGCGUCACCAGCACGAUGAGAGAUGGCAAUGAUAUGGGCUUUGACUGUCUGCUGGUAUCAGAUGCUUCGGCAGCUGGUCAGGCAAACCUUCAUGAAGCUUCAAUAGCUAGUAUCUGCGAAGAGGGAGGGAUUUUUGGAGCAAUUGCAGUGACAGUAGACGUGCUUCAAGCGUUGGAUCGAUGA